Molecule: messenger RNA, 2919 nt
Organism: Cajanus cajan (pigeon pea)
Lineage: Eukaryota; Viridiplantae; Streptophyta; Magnoliopsida; Fabales; Fabaceae
Gene: HA9
Product: H[+]-ATPase 9
Biological process (GO): proton export across plasma membrane
Cellular component (GO): membrane
Molecular function (GO): P-type proton-exporting transporter activity; ATP binding; ATP hydrolysis activity
Source: RefSeq, a predicted model, not a curated record
UCUUCUCUCUUUUCUCUCUUUGUAUAUCAUCUCAGCAACUUUGUAUAAUAACAAUAAUAAAACAAUAACAUGGGAGGUCUCGAAGAUAUCAAGAAGGAGGCUGUUGACCUCGAGAGGAUACCCGUUGAUGAAGUGUUCCGAGAGUUGAAUUGUUCCAAGGAAGGCCUCACAAAUGAUGAAGGCACCAAAAGGUUACAAGUUUUUGGACCCAACAAGUUGGAAGAAAAAAAGGAAAGCAAGCUUCUCAAAUUCUUGGGUUUUAUGUGGACCCCCCUCUCAUGGGUCAUGGAAGCCGCUGCUAUCAUGGCCAUUGCAUUGGCAAACGGAGGGGGUGAGCCCCCGGAUUGGCAAGACUUUGUGGGAAUCACAGUCUUGUUAAUUAUCAACUCAACAAUUAGUUUUAUUGAAGAAAAUAAUGCAGGCAACGCUGCUGCAGCCCUUAUGGCAGGCCUUGCUCCCAAAACAAAGGUUCUGAGAGAUGGAAGGUGGGCAGAGCAGGAUGCUGCUAUACUGGUGCCAGGAGAUAUAAUCAGUGUGAAAUUGGGAGAUAUCAUCCCAGCUGAUGCUCGUCUUUUGGAUGGAGAUGCCCUCAAAAUUGAUCAGUCUGCACUCACUGGUGAGUCCUUGCCUGUUACCAGAAACCCUGGUGAUGAAGUCUUCUCUGGCUCCACUGUCAAGCAAGGAGAGAUUGAGGCUGUUGUGAUCGCUACUGGGGUCCACACCUUCUUCGGUAAGGCUGCUCAUUUAGUGGACAGCACUAACCAAGUUGGCCAUUUCCAAAAGGUGUUGACAGCCAUUGGUAACUUCUGUAUUUGCUCAAUAGCUGUGGGAAUGAUCAUAGAGAUUGUGGUCAUGUAUCCAAUUCAGCGCCGCAAGUACAGGAGUGGAAUUGACAAUCUCUUGGUGCUACUCAUUGGAGGGAUUCCCAUUGCCAUGCCUACUGUCUUGUCAGUAACAAUGGCUAUUGGUUCCCAUAGGCUCUCUGAGCAAGGUGCUAUCACAAAGAGGAUGACAGCCAUUGAGGAAAUGGCUGGCAUGGAUGUUUUGUGUAGUGACAAGACUGGCACACUAACAUUGAACAAGCUAACAGUGGACAAGAGUUUGGUUGAGGUUUUCGCAAGGGAUUGUGACAAGGAUUCAGUAAUUUUGCUUGGAGCUAGGGCCUCCAGGGUGGAAAACCAAGAUGCUAUUGAUGCUUGCAUUGUUGGAAUGUUGGGUGAUCCAAAAGAGGCAAGAGAUGGCAUUACAGAGGUGCAUUUCCUGCCCUUUAAUCCAGUGGACAAGCGCACAGCCAUAACAUAUGUUGAUGCUGAGGGUAACUGGCAUCGAGUAAGCAAAGGAGCACCAGAGCAGAUUAUUGAGCUUUGCAACCUUCGGGCAGAUGUGAAGAAGAAGGCUCUUUCCAUCAUUGACAAAUUCGCUGAUCGCGGCCUUCGUUCCCUUGCUGUUUGCAAACAAGAAGUGCCAGAAAGGAGCAAGGAGAGUGCAGGAGGACCAUGGCAGUUUGUGGGGUUGUUGCCACUUUUUGACCCACCAAGGCAUGACAGUGCUGAGACCAUAAGGCGUGCUCUCAAUCUUGGAGUUAACGUGAAGAUGAUCACUGGUGAUCAGCUAGCUAUUGGGAAGGAAACUGGUCGCAGGCUUGGCAUGGGAAGCAACAUGUACCCUUCAUCCUCUCUCCUUGGUGAGCACAAGGAUGAGUCCAUUGCUGGCCUUCCAGUUGAUGAGCUUAUUGAGAAGGCUGAUGGCUUUGCUGGGGUCUUCCCUGAGCACAAAUAUGAGAUUGUGAAGAGACUUCAGGAAAGGAACCACAUAUGUGGCAUGACAGGAGAUGGUGUAAACGAUGCUCCUGCCCUCAAAAGAGCAGAUAUUGGAAUUGCUGUGGAUGAUGCGACCGAUGCAGCUCGAGGUGCAUCUGACAUAGUCCUCACCGAGCCUGGCUUGAGUGUGAUCGUGAGUGCUGUGUUGACAAGUAGAGCCAUCUUCCAGAGAAUGAAGAACUACACCAUAUAUGCUGUUUCCAUCACAAUCCGAAUUGUGUUGGGCUUCAUGCUCAUUGCCCUCAUCUGGAAGUAUGACUUCUCACCAUUCAUGGUCUUGAUCAUUGCCGUACUCAAUGAUGGCACCAUCAUGACUAUUUCCAAGGAUAGGGUGAAGCCAUCUCCUGUGCCAGAUUCCUGGAAGCUAAGAGAGAUUUUCGCCACUGGCGUUGUGCUUGGUGCCUACCUAGCUAUUAUGACUGUUGUCUUCUUCUGGGCUGCUCAUGCAUCUAACUUCUUCUCGGACAAAUUUGGCGUAAGAUCUAUCAGGAACAGCCACAAUGAGCUCACAGCAGCUGUUUACCUUCAAGUGAGUAUUGUGAGUCAGGCUCUCAUCUUUGUCACACGGUCAAGGAGCUGGUCUUUCAUUGAACGUCCUGGCCUCUUCCUUCUUGUUGCCUUCUUCAUUGCACAGCUGAUUGCCACACUCAUAGCUGUAUAUGCAAACUGGGGCUUUGCAAAAAUUAAAGGAAUUGGAUGGGGCUGGGCUGGUGUCAUCUGGCUCUACAGCAUUGUUUUCUACAUUCCGUUGGAUAUACUCAAGUUCAUCAUCCGAUAUGCAUUGACUGGCAAGGCAUGGAACAAUAUAACUGAGAACAGGGUUGCUUUCACCACAAAGACAGACUAUGGAAAGGGAGAGAGAGAAGCACAAUGGGCUGCAGCUCAACGCACAUUGCAUGGCUUGAAUCCUCCUGAAACUGAGCAAAUAUUGAAUGAAAAGAACAACUAUAGGGAACUUUCUGAACUUGCAGAACAAGCCAGGAAGCGUGCUGAAGUUGCAAGACUAAGGGAGCUUCACACAUUGAAGGGACAUGUUGAGUCUGUGGUGAAACUAAAGGGACUUGAUAUUGAGACUAUUCAGCAGCACUACACCGUGUGA